Fusarium graminearum PH-1 is the source of this 1209-nucleotide messenger RNA. RefSeq lists its product as uncharacterized. Gene Ontology annotation, molecular function: sulfite transmembrane transporter activity. Gene Ontology annotation, biological process: transmembrane transport; sulfite transmembrane transport. The record is from RefSeq and is a predicted model, not a curated record. Lineage: Eukaryota; Fungi; Ascomycota; Sordariomycetes; Hypocreales; Nectriaceae. Gene Ontology annotation, cellular component: plasma membrane. Bases 1 to 1209 code for a protein of 402 amino acids. The transcript is spliced from 5 exons.
AUGUCUGGCUGUAACUCGACAACUUCGACCGGCACAGUUCAGGCGGCAUGUAACGGCUCUACUCCGAAUCCAUGCGAGUCAAAUCUGCCGUGUAAGGAGGAAACCGGUUGGAGGAGGGUCAUUCGCAACUUCACGCCUUCAUGGUUUGCAGUCAACAUGGGCACUGGUAUUGUGUCCAUACUGUUGCACAACCUUCCAUACAAUGCGAUAUGGGUUCAGUAUAUAUCGUACAUCUUCUUUGGGCUUAAUGUCGUUCUCUUCACUGUCUUUACUGCUUUGUCCAUUGCUCGAUACACCUUGUACCCAACCAUCUGGUCUGCCAUGAUCUCACAUCCGGGCCAGUCUCUGUUCCUUGGAUGUUUUCCCAUGGGACUUGCGACUAUCAUUAAUAUGAUGGUGUUCAGCUCCUGGAGCUUAUGGUGGUUCGACGUUUGGGUUUCCGUCGCUACUUGCGUCAGCAUGCCUUUUAUCGUCAUGCACCGCCAUCGUCCUGGUCUUGAGAAUAUCACUGCGGCUCUAUUACUCCCCAUCGUGCCGGCUGUCGUUGCAGCUGCAACAGGCGGCAUAGUUGCAGAGGAACUGCCUAACCACCAUCAAGCUUUGACGACUGUGAUAGCCUCUUAUGUUCUUUGGGGAAUCGGAGAAUCGUUCUCGGCUAUUGUUCUGGCGCUAUACUUUCAUCGACUCACGAUCCAUUCCAUCCCUCCUAAGGAGGUUAUUGUCAGCGUCUUCCUUCCAAUAGGACCUCUUGGACAAGGAGGAUUCGGCAUUCAGCAGCUUGGAAAAGUGGCCAUGCACGUAGUUCCCAAGACCAAUGCCUUUGGUGAAGUUGCUGUGCGAGCUGGCGAGAUGCUAUACGUUCUCGGAGUCUUCUUUGGUAUUGUGAUGUGGGGGUUUGCACUUGUGUGGCUGUCCUUCGCACUUAUCAGCAUUGCCAUGAUGCCAAAUGUACCACGCAAUUUGGGCGCUUGGGGUUAUACGUUUCCUCUCGGUGUGUUGGCAACGUGCUCCAAUGCUCUGGCGGAAAACUUGGACAGUGAUUUCUUCAAGAUUGCUACCAUGAUCAUCUCGCUCGCGGUAGUGGUACUGUGGGUUGUUGUUGCGGCAAGAACUCUCAAGCUUGCCAUUACAGGAGAAAUGUUCCAUGCCCCUUGUUUGAAAGACCUGCGAGAGAAGUCACAGGCUGCAGGAUCGGAUAGAAGAGUUUAG